Aedes aegypti (yellow fever mosquito) is the source of this 1302-nucleotide messenger RNA. It is a transcript of the gene Ufd1-like, whose product is annotated as ubiquitin fusion degradation protein 1 homolog. The record is from RefSeq and is a predicted model, not a curated record. Lineage: Eukaryota; Metazoa; Arthropoda; Insecta; Diptera; Culicidae. The transcript is spliced from 4 exons. Gene Ontology annotation, molecular function: polyubiquitin modification-dependent protein binding. Bases 247 to 1158 code for a protein of 303 amino acids. Gene Ontology annotation, cellular component: VCP-NPL4-UFD1 AAA ATPase complex.
AUCCGAAAUCGUUUCUGCUGUUUUGUUAUUUACAUCGUCAUUCAUCGCGCAUCAGCGAAAAAUUUCCUACUAAUAAGUGGCAGGACGUCAACGAUACGGAAGUUUAAUUUCGCAAUCAAUCACUUAUUUUUUAAACUGUAGCUCUCCGGGAACCGUUCAACAAUAUCGCUCAGUGUUGGUUGCCGUUUCGUAGAAAAUUCCCCUUCACUGCUUCAUUUCCUCAGGGAGAAACCAGCGAUCACAAAAAUGUUCCAGUUCAAUGGCUUUAAUAUGAUGUUUCCGGACCAUUCCCGUCCGUUUAAUACCACCUACAAGUGCUAUUCGGUUUCGAUGCUGCCUGGAAACGAACGCCAGGAUGUCGAGAAUGGAGGAAAAAUCAUCAUGCCCCCUUCAGCUUUGGAUCAGUUAACCAGACUGAAUGUGGAGUACCCGAUGCUGUUCAAAUUGACCAACAACAAAAUCAACCGGAGCACACAUGCCGGAGUGCUGGAGUUUGUGGCGGACGAAGGGAAGAUCUACAUUCCCUACUGGAUGAUGCACAAUCUCCUGCUAGAUGAGGGCGACAUAGUGCAGAUUGAGAGCGUAUCCCUCCCGGUGGCCAAAUAUUCCAAGUUUCAACCGCAGAGCGUCGAAUUUCUAGACAUUACCAACCCGAAGGCCGUGCUCGAGAAUUGUCUGCGAAACUUUGCCUGCCUCACGACGGGUGACCUCAUCGCAAUCAAAUACAACAACUACACGUACGAAUUGUCCGUGCUGGAGACGAAACCCGGUCCAGCCGUCACCAUCAUCGAGUGUGAUAUGAAUGUGGAAUUUGCGCCACCCGUGGGUUACACCGAACCGCAGAAGAAGGCCAAGGAGGAAGAGCCGAUGGCCGUGGAUCCGGCCGAGCUGAUGCCUGAACCAGCUGGUUUCGUUGCAUUCAAGGGUUCCGGAUCGCGACUCGAUGGCAAGAAGAAAAAGGAUGGCUCUGUGUCCGAGUCGGCGCCAGCUCACAGGGCAAACUACGUUCGUGGCAUUCCGGAUUACGAUCAUCCGUUCGGGUUGUUGCGAUUCGACAGGACCGUCCGCAAGGUGGAGUCCAACGAGGACAAACAGGAGGAGGAUCCAUUCGAGGCCUUCAAGGGCGCCGGGUUCAGUCUGAAGAAGAGUCGGAAAUGAGUUCCGUCGGACGCUGCAGCAUGAUGGCGCGCGGUGAGGAGAGGCGGAUGUUUUCUAACUUUUGCUGUAAUAUGUACUGAUCUACUACUGCUGCUGUGUGGACUCGGAAUAAAAUCGUAAAUUUAGAGUGUGAUACCGAUAAAA